CUCCACUUUGUUGCCAUUUGUACGUAAAGCUAAAAUUAUUCUCUGUGUUUACGAUGUUUAUGGUUUAAUACAAAGAUGAGUUUGGGAUGGAUUUAUUCUUGCCGCCGUUUACGUGACCAGGAGAAUUUAAAUCAACGAUCUUCCCCAUAGGAAAACGCUACGCAAUAUCAUCGUUUAAAUAAUUUGUGAUCCAAGAGGUUUGGUUCUAUGUUUGGGUUUAUAUCUAACCUACCAGAGUUUUGCCGGUUCCUUAUAUGCGAAAGCGAGUCAUUUCAAACAGAAGUGGUUACUAAUACCUAAAUUGUUGGCGUUAAGAACUUUCUUUUACCAAGCGUAAACUUACAUUCUGAAAGGAAAAUAUUUCAGGCUUACGAGUGGUGUUGACAACCAGUGGAUCGGAACUCAGACAAAUUUACCACCGAAGAUGUCAGGGCAAGACGUGGAAUUGGCACAAUACGCCAACUUAAUGAGUCCAAUUUGUCAGUAUGAUUUCAGAGCACUGUUUCCGCGCAUUGUUGAUCAGCAUAUUUUGCCACCUUCCAUUCGGCUGUACAAGAACUGACCGUACAUUUAUAAAGAGAUCGACUUAACCUUUUAUUCCCAUACCCCUUUAUAACAAGAUAGUAAUUAGUUUAUGUCGUUAAACCGAAAACAAAUGCUAAACUGCUGCGCUCUAGUGGUCAGGUUACUUCGCUAGGAAGGUUCACCGACUAUUGGAUCUCACUAAGAACCGAAAAAUCGAUGGGAAAACCAACUCUUACAAGGCCAUGCAGAAAUAGACAAAAGUCUAUUUCGAUCUAGUUCCCUCUGAGAAAAUUCCACUCGCUGUUGUUUUAUCACAACAGUCUGCAGAUGUCCCCCAGUUUUUAUUCAUUUACAAGUCAUCCAUCGGCCAUAGCUGUCAAUUCUAUGAAAACUCUUUCUCUUUGUUUAUUUCAAAAACUGUGUUGAUACAAUAUUCGAAUAAGGAACGUAUGUAGCUUGUUUCACGUAAAAUGGAAAAUCCGGCGUGAAAUUUGCCCGCUCUAUAGAGUCAAUCGAGCAGAUUGCAGCUCAAAAGUAAACAAUUUAUAACAGUGGCGAAAUCUGUUUGAGGAGACGGCUUAAGUUUGUGGAGUUGAACCCAUAUACACCUGGCGAUAUUUUCUUCCUUUUCAAAAUUUUCUCAAAACGUAAGAGAAAGUUAUGAAAGGGCUGAGAAAUCGUUGCAAUAACCUGUUUUGAUUGACACAGCCAGGAUGGCGCACAGUUACCUCUGUGUGGGGGUCAGAUAAAAAUAUUUCAUACAUGAAAACUACUUUGCAGUUAAAAGAAAAGAAAAACUUCGAAUGUGGUUUUCUGUCAAUACACGAAGUUGCGAAUACUUAAGGACAAAGGAAGCUUUUUUAUUUCAUCUCUUUGGUGAUGGGUAUCAACGGUUUACAGCGCCGCCCCAAAGGGGCUACCGAUUCGUUUGAAAGAAGACUACUUCAGAAGCGCACUCUCUAGAUUAACAUCUAGAUACUUGCUGUUGGCAGAAAAGAUUGAAGAUACAUAAAAAUACUAGAAUUAAUCUCUUUAAAUUUCGAAGAAAGAAUGACUUUCAAGCCGCAUAUCUGUGGCUGAAGGAAGAAUUUGUCUGUAUUGAAAGAAAAGGAAGAUGCCAUAUUAGCAGCCUUAGGGCACGUAAACAGAUUUGCGCGCAGUAAAUUGAUUUAAACCUCAAGUUUCCCGAGGGAAUAUGUUUGUACAUGCGGAACACAUUCAUUUACAGGCUUUACAGCUUAUGGGAAUCAGGAUAACCCAGACAAGAUCAGCUUGUAGGGAAAAAUGCUUGCAUACGUAUUUUAUUUGAAAACAACCUUAGAUUACUGUUAGUUGACCUCAGAACACCUGUGAUUUAGGCUAACUGUGCAUUUAGUAAGACUUCAAGUAGAGAAUAUUCCAGAAAUCCUAAUUUUACCUGCAUAAAGUCUUUAUUAUAACUCUACAAAAAUUACGAAGCCUUGGGUUGACUUUUUCCAUUGCUUAAGGUUUCGUUUUCGGACCCUUUAUGAAUUAGUCGAACCACAAGACAAGAAUAAAAUUAGACUGCAUGCCCACAUGCAAUUUUAGAAUUAUCCUGAAGAUAAGUUCGCUGAACGCAAAACGUGUUUUAAAUAGCAUUUUCGUUGCUCCCUUUGACCUCACGGCAUAUACCAAAGUUUGAACUGAUGAUCUUUACCUUUCCCGAGUAAGUGUAGGAAACCACAACAUGGCACGAAAGACUAAUUCGGACGAGAAGUACGUUGAAAACUUCUGACAGUGAGAAAACCAAGUACAAUUUGACUUGAACUGGGGAAGACGAGAAUUAAGUUGAAUAUGCGACACUAAGAUGGACCAGAUGUUUUAAAUCUCAGAGACUGAAAUUAAACGGAACUCUCUGCAUGUUUACCUACCGUAUUCAGCGGAAAACUUGCUCUGAGGCGUUCGUGCAAACAAUUCGUUGGGUAUAUGUCAUUAGAAAUACUUCACAGCACCGUAUUUUUCUAUAGCUGAAAGCGAGGAAAGAAUGGCAAAGAAAUACCAGGGGACUGAAUGCCAGAAACAACACCUAACGAAAGGAAUAUACUAGCUUUCCCUGGGAACACUUGAUAUGUGAUGUGUAAAUAAAACUGUAUUACAAGAGGAAGCGUUGAAACUCAAUACUACCAAGUCUUUCCUGCGACUCCCUCAGGUUAGCUGUACUUCUGUAGGAUAGUGUAGCUGCGAUGCUCUUUAAAAAAAAUUGUUCAUUUCCUUGGAAUAAAACAUCGGAAUCGGAGCACAUGUUACAUGUAUUUCACAACCAAAGUUUUACAAAAUUGUUUUGACGCAAAAUAGGCUAUUUUUCUCUCCACUAAGGUCACCACAAAAGAACUAUGUCACGCUCACUCAUAAGUACUCGCUUAAACUAGAAAAAUACACACUGAUUCAAUGCGACGACAGACUUUUGAAAAUGAGCAACUUUGCCUCAUCCUUCACAGCCACACGAGCAGCGACAAGCAGCUGCAAACGAAAGGAACCUUUUGAAAAAUUUUAGCAUAACAUUACCCUUUGAGCUUGUUGACUUCCGACAUCACAGAAAACAGCCUUCAACACUUCUUUGUGGGUUUGUGAGACUUUCAGGAUCGUGUAACUUCUGCGCGACUAUUUUUUCCUAAAAUCUAUUUAUUUUACAGCAGCAACUGUUUGUGUAGUUCACUACAGUCAGCGGCGCACAUUUUUAGCGAUCCAGUUUUUUUUUCGGCAGGCGGGCGAUAAUCUUCCAAAAGCACACAAUACAUUUCUUGAAUAAAAUUUCUUGGACGCCGCGCAGCUUUCGCUGUUGCUAAUUCUAGCCGUGCUAUCUUUCAUUCCUUUCUUUCCAGCCUCUGACUUAGCUACAAAACCGAUUUUCAAUAACAACAAGACGAGUGAAAGGCAAGUCACGACAAGCCGUAUCUUCCGACACUAAACACAGGGAAAGCGAGCUGUGGGCAAAAUGGUGGUCAGACUAGGAGAAUGAGCGUGUGCACGGGCUGCCAGGAACCGAUCGAGGACAGAUUUGUGAUGAAAGUAAUGGACGAACCAUGGCAUGAAAGCUGUUUGCAGUGCUGUAUAUGUAGAAACACGUUAUCACGAUCAUGCUUCAGCAAAGAUAGGAAGCUCUACUGCAGGACAGACUACGAAAAGAUGUAUGGAACAAAAUGCAGUGGCUGCAAGACAACUAUUCCAGCCAACGAGUUUGUGAUGCGCGCAUUAGGCAACGUCUAUCAUAUACAAUGCUUCGUUUGCACAAUGUGUGGACACCGUCUCGAAAAAGGGCAAGAAUUUGCUUUAAAAGAUAACAAAUUAUAUUGUAAAGACGACUAUGGAAAACUUCCAAGUAAAGGCUCGUCGAGCAGCCCACCUCACAAGCAACAACAGGAAAACGUUAUUAAUAACAGUUUCAAAACUGAAAAAGAAACCAAAACGGAAAAAGGAGAUAAUUCAGAUUCUGACGAUUCAUCAGUUAUAGGUGAUGAUGAAAACGACGACAAGAAAGGUCCGAAAAGACCACGAACAAUACUCACAAGUCAACAAAGAAAAAUAUUCAAGUCUGCCUUUGAAAUUAGUUCUAAACCCUGCAGAAAGGUUAGAGAAGAACUUUCAAGAGAAACAGGUCUUAGCGUUCGUGUUGUUCAAGUCUGGUUUCAAAAUCAGAGAGCUAAGAUAAAAAAACUCGCUAGAAGGAAUAAUCCUGAAUCCGAUGGGGCUGCAAGUUGUAGAGUUAGUAAUCGACAAAGAAGUCUUAAGAAAAGUAAAGACGGAAAAUCUUCAAGUCCGAGAGAUAAACGGCGGGCUGACAGAGACAGCUUAGAUCUGCCUCCGUCACUCUCCCCUCCCCCACAGCUUCCAGGAUCUCAACCCCCUCCUUACGGAAUGCUUCCACCUCAAUACCAACAUUUACAAAAUCAUAUGGGACCAAUGAUGGGGCCGCCCCAGUUUCAACCUCCGUACCAAGGACCGCUUAAUCACAUGGACUCGGGUGAAAUGCCUAUGGAACACGGAAUACAAGCCAUCGAUGAAUGUUUGAUGCGACAACAGCAGUUUAACCCGGGGGAUAUGGGCGGAUACCCCACCGUUACAAGUCACAAUGGUCAGAAUCACUUAGAACUUAUGCAUGACAUGAUAAAUUCAUUUUAAUUUAUUAUAAUUAAGACGUAAAAAGUAUCUUGUACAAUGUUUCUCGUCGCAGACAAUAUAUUAGAUUAUUAUCGAUGUUGCUAUUCGCAAAAAGCUAGAAUAUGGGAUUCAUUUCGUUGUUAUUUAUUUUUGCUGAUGCUAGUUUUUAAUACAUUCCCAGCAAAUGUUGUUAAAAAACCGGCUGUGUACGCUUCUUUUUUUUUUUUGGAAAAACUUAUUUUAUGCCUCGUUCUGUUUACACACAAAAGCUGUUAUUUAACAUUAAACACAUCAUCACGUCUUGAACAACCUAUGGGCAAAGUUGUCACAAAAUGACUUAAAAGCAAGAAACUAAAGCUCGGUCAGAAAUAUAAUCAAAGACUUUAUUGCCAGUCGAAUCACUAAGGCUGCUUAAAUUUAUCUGCAGACUUGGUCUGCAUCAGAUAACACGGAAAAUUUUCCAAUUCCCAAUUUCCACCAUGAUACAUUUUACAUUGUUAAGGGUGCUAGGUAGGUGAAUAUCAUCAUAUGAGAUCGUUCAUGACCCGGCAUCGUAAAUUCUUGAUACUAACUUAAAAGAGAGAGAAAUUCAGAGUUAAAGACUAAACGUGGCUAGUGCAGAGAGAAUGAAAGGAGAAAGAGAAAUUUAGCACGAGCUCUUCUCUGCAUUCAGAAUUUUUUUUUGUAACUUUGCCCGUAAGUUAAUCAUUGUGCUUUUAUACAGCUCUGUAAGACCUUUUGAUGCGUCAACCUCUUCGAUGUUUGUAGUAUGGCAAACACUGUGAUUAAAUUCUUAAAACAAGCGUCUAAUAUAAUGAAUUUCUGUUGUCAACUUCUUGUUAAUCAUAGUUUUCCAAGCCUUUUUUUUCUCUUUUUCAUUCACAUAUUCGUUGCACACAAAUGAUGAAAAACAGCUAAUCAUUUUCACCGCAGAUGCUCUCCACAGUGGAGAUACUUGACACGGAUUAAGCUUGAAUAGCAGAAAUAUGCUUUCCGAAACGAGCGUACCAACAUCAAACCCGUUUCACCGCAUUCUGAGCAGUCUAAAUGUCAUCUAGACACGUCAAACUCGAUAACAAGACGCGAAAACUGUCUAUUAUACUAACGAGAAACGUUUUGAAUACUUUAUCAAAACAUACGGCUUUCAAUCCGGAUUGGUUGCCGUUAGCUUUCACUCUGGCUUACUUGCGGUUAUUCACAUCGUCUACAGGGAAAGGGGCUGAUUCUCGUGGAUAGUAUCGAAUGCUGACCUCGUUUCUAAAGCGUACUCUGUUGACAGUCCUCAAUUAAAACUCUCCUGUAGAGAAAUUAUAUACCUGUUCCUGUACCUUAACGUGACUAGGUGUCAUAAAUCAACAUAAAGAUGUCGAAAAACAAACGAAAAAGUUAAUGAACGUUAGCGGUCUGGUGAGUGUCGCGUUCAGUUGGUUUCCAUUUCAAGUUUCGUUUCUACGGACUCCACAUUGAAUCAGGAAAGAAGACAAAGAAGAAGAAGAAAAAAAAGAAAACUGCUUUUGCUUAGCCUUUGAAGAAUUUUCUGAUUUUGUAAGAUACCUAGGACAAGGUUAGUUUUUUUCUAACAACCACAUUUUUGUAUUUGGCACACGCCCUGUUCUUUUAUUGGAUUUUUUCCAUACUUAUUACUUCAUCAAGUUAAGAGUUUUUUCAGCAUUUCAAAUAUAUGACUUGAAGUUUUACAUGUCAGACGGCUUUAAUUUUCUUGCUGAAACAAAAUGCCAUAAGAACCAAAUGAAAAAGGUGUUAGUUAGAAACUGUCAUUAGUCAAAAACUGUACUGGUUACAGUAGGGUUUUCAUUCCUGGGUAUGUGUUUGUAAGCUUAUAACAAUGCCCCUUUAAGAGCAGGCCUCUUGUUUAUUACUUCAAUUUAUGGAAGCAAAAUUGUUGAAUCUUGUUUUAGAGCUUGAUAGUCGCCAGUUGGGUUGCAUCGUUACCCGAUCGUUAUCGACGAGAGAAAUGACUGAAGGAAAAGCAACACAAUUCAACGAGCUCAACAGUCCGAAGGCAAAUAGAAAUACAAUCUUUUUUUAAUCUUUCGACAUAGUUUGAAAUCGAGUUCCUUCUGAUAAUUUAGAGUAAAGAGGGGAAAAAAGGUUUGGCGAGGCCAUGAAAUUAAUGAAAACAUUGCAACAAGUUUUGUUUGAUGCAAGAUUUGAUAUAAAUAUACUAGCUUAUACUAUAUUUCAACUCCGUUCGACAGUUAUGGUAACAAAUAAUUAGCAUAAUUCAUUGAGUGCUACCCUAGUUUUUCGCAGGUAUAAAUACUGCUAGCGCACCACAUGUCUCAGGUAUAGAGUUGUAAUUUUAUAUUCCAUAUUAAAUUUCGCAUGAAGCGAAACACACGGUUUUGUAAUGAUUUCCUUUCUCGGCCUGGCCUUUUUUCUGCUUUUUCUGACGCAGCUUAUGUUUCUUUGCUUGUGAUACAGUCAGAUGUCCCACAUCGAGGAGCAUUUUUUUGCCUUUUUUACUUAUUCAAAGUUGUUCUUUAUUUAGCUCAGUAAUAAAACAGAGGUCUGCUCAAAAACAUCAGCCUAAUAUCAAAAAAUUAUUUUGUUACAGAUUCUGACGAUGCCGCAACACAUUGGUACAACGUGUAUUUAUAGCAGUUUGCAGACCCUAGCAUCAGUCUUAAACCUUUUCUGUACCGUGAUCGAUAUAUCAAUUCUCCUAUCUGGCCACAAUACAUUUCUUUUAAUGUUUGUUGUAAGAAUUUGGUGGUUCAUCAACAAGUUGAUGAAUUUUUGUAUUUUCAUCACCUGUUUGCUUAACAAUGUUUGUAUAUCGUUCAGAGAAUUUCGAUGUUUGUCACUGUUAGGAGUGUUUGUUGCAUUUUUUCGCGACUGAAACUUAAAACUUGGAAUGUAGAAUUAAUGAGGUCAAAAAUCUUUGAUGUGUUAAUAAUGUACUUUAUAUUUAUUUACAUCUCAUUUUCAAAGAGUUCUUAUCAUAAGGGCGAAAGGAACCCUAGUCUUGAACAAGACAUGGGUUCAUAUUAAAUUAAACCGUGUGAAAGGGAAAGCUGUUAAGAUGGAGGUUUACUGCAGAAUAAAUCUUCUAUUCUCAUAAUUUAAGCGACAUUGACCUCCUAGUUGUAUAAUAAAUUAUAUUGAUAUAAGGUGUAAAUAAUAUUCAUUAAAGCAAGAAGGCAGCCUUGAUUUCUUGCUCUCAUUACUGUGUACAGAAUAAUCAGAUUCUAAAAUAAAAGAAUUCAAAGUUAUUCCUGAA
Molecule: messenger RNA, 7888 nt
Organism: Orbicella faveolata
Lineage: Eukaryota; Metazoa; Cnidaria; Anthozoa; Scleractinia; Merulinidae
Product: LIM homeobox transcription factor 1-beta-like
Biological process (GO): neuron differentiation; regulation of transcription by RNA polymerase II
Cellular component (GO): nucleus
Molecular function (GO): DNA-binding transcription factor activity, RNA polymerase II-specific; RNA polymerase II transcription regulatory region sequence-specific DNA binding
Source: RefSeq, a predicted model, not a curated record